GGACCUCGCGUGAUUCUCGGAACCCAAGCAGGAGCGGCGUCUGUGGCUAUGGCUGUGACUCUGGACAAAGACGCUUAUUACCGACGAGUGAAGAGACUGUACAGCAAUUGGCGGAAAGGAGAAGAUGAAUAUGCCAACGUUGAUGCCAUUGUUGUAUCAGUGGGUGUUGAUGAAGAAAUUGUUUAUGCCAAAUCAACUGCCUUACAGACGUGGCUCUUUGGUUAUGAACUGACUGAUACUAUCAUGGUCUUCUGUGAUGACAAAAUUAUCUUUAUGGCCAGCAAGAAGAAAGUGGAGUUUUUAAAACAGAUUGCUAACACUAAGGGCAAUGAGAAUGCAAAUGGAGCCCCUGCCAUCACACUGCUGAUACGGGAAAAGAAUGAAAGCAAUAAGAGCAGCUUUGACAAAAUGAUUGAAGCCAUUAAAGAAAGCAAGAACGGCAAGAAGAUUGGAGUGUUCAGCAAAGACAAGUUCCCUGGAGAGUUCAUGAAGAACUGGAACGACUGCCUCAACAAAGAGGGCUUUGACAAAAUAGAUAUCAGUGCGGUUGUGGCUUAUACCAUUGCUGUAAAGGAGGAUGGGGAGCUCAACCUAAUGAAGAAAGCAGCUAGCAUCACCUCUGAGGUCUUCAACAAAUUCUUCAAGGAAAGAGUCAUGGAAAUAGUUGAUGCAGAUGAGAAAGUUCGACACAGCAAACUGGCUGAGUCUGUGGAAAAGGCCAUUGAAGAGAAAAAAUACCUUGCUGGGGCAGACCCUUCUACUGUGGAGAUGUGUUACCCUCCUAUCAUUCAGAGUGGUGGCAACUAUAAUCUCAAGUUCAGUGUGGUGAGUGACAAGAAUCACAUGCAUUUUGGGGCCAUCACUUGUGCCAUGGGUAUUCGCUUCAAAUCUUACUGCUCCAACCUUGUUCGCACUUUGAUGGUUGACCCUUCUCAGGAAGUUCAAGAAAAUUACAACUUUUUGCUCCAGCUUCAAGAGGAACUGCUAAAGGAAUUAAGACAUGGUGUGAAGAUAUGUGACGUGUAUAAUGCUGUCAUGGAUGUGGUUAAAAAGCAGAAGCCAGAGUUGCUGAACAAAAUUACCAAAAAUCUAGGGUUUGGAAUGGGAAUUGAAUUCCGUGAAGGCUCUUUAGUAAUUAAUAGUAAAAAUCAGUACAAACUAAAGAAAGGGAUGGUUUUCAGCAUCAAUUUGGGAUUCUCAGACCUUACUAACAAGGAAGGGAAGAAACCAGAAGAGAAAACCUAUGCUCUGUUCAUUGGUGACACAGUGCUUGUGGAUGAGGAUGGCCCAGCUACUGUCCUCACUUCCGUGAAGAAAAAAGUGAAGAAUGUGGGGAUUUUUCUAAAGAAUGAGGAUGAAGAGGAGGAGGAGGAGGAGAAAGAUGAGGCCGAGGACCUGUUGGGAAGAGGUUCUCGGGCAGCACUGCUUACUGAAAGAACACGAAACGAGAUGACCGCAGAAGAGAAGCGGAGAGCGCAUCAAAAGGAACUGGCAGCUCAACUCAACGAAGAAGCAAAGAGGCGACUGACUGAACAGAAAGGAGAGCAACAGAUUCAAAAAGCUCGCAAAUCUAACGUGUCCUAUAAAAACCCAUCUUUGAUGCCUAAGGAACCACAUAUUCGGGAAAUGAAGAUCUAUAUCGACAAGAAGUACGAGACCGUGAUAAUGCCUGUGUUCGGUAUCGCGACACCUUUUCACAUUGCCACAAUCAAGAAUAUAAGCAUGUCCGUGGAAGGAGAUUAUACUUACUUGCGAAUCAACUUCUAUUGCCCAGGCAGUGCUCUUGGCAGGAAUGAGGGCAACAUCUUUCCUAACCCAGAAGCCACUUUUGUCAAGGAAAUCACAUACCGAGCUUCAAAUAUGAAGGCACCUGGAGAACAGACUGUACCAGCCUUGAACCUCCAGAAUGCUUUCCGAAUUAUAAAAGAAGUACAGAAGCGUUACAAGACCCGGGAAGCAGAAGAGAAGGAGAAGGAGGGCAUUGUGAAACAAGACUCCCUAGUGAUCAAUCUAAACCGGAGCAAUCCCAAACUGAAAGAUCUAUACAUUCGCCCAAACAUUGCCCAGAAGAGGAUGCAGGGUUCCCUGGAGGCCCACGUCAAUGGUUUCCGCUUCACAUCUGUUCGAGGAGACAAAGUGGAUAUUCUGUAUAAUAACAUCAAGCAUGCUUUGUUUCAGCCAUGUGAUGGAGAAAUGAUUAUUGUCUUGCACUUUCACCUCAAGAAUGCCAUCAUGUUCGGGAAGAAGCGGCACACGGAUGUGCAAUUCUACACAGAAGUGGGAGAGAUCACCACGGACUUGGGGAAACAUCAGCAUAUGCACGACCGAGAUGACCUCUAUGCUGAGCAGAUGGAACGAGAAAUGAGGCAUAAACUGAAAACAGCGUUUAAAAAUUUCAUUGAGAAAGUAGAGGCUCUGACUAAGGAGGAACUGGAAUUCGAAGUGCCUUUUAGGGACUUGGGAUUUAAUGGAGCUCCUUACAGGAGUACCUGCCUCCUUCAGCCCACUAGUAGUGCGCUUGUAAACGCUACAGAGUGGCCACCUUUUGUGGUGACCUUGGAUGAAGUGGAGCUGAUUCACUUCGAGCGGGUUCAGUUUCACCUGAAGAACUUUGAUAUGGUGAUAGUCUACAAGGACUACAGCAAGAAAGUGACGAUGAUCAACGCCAUUCCGGUAGCCUCCCUAGACCCCAUCAAGGAGUGGCUGAAUUCCUGUGACCUAAAGUACACAGAAGGAGUACAGUCCCUCAACUGGACUAAAAUCAUGAAGACCAUUGUUGAUGACCCUGAGGGCUUCUUCGAACAAGGUGGCUGGUCUUUCCUAGAACCUGAGGGUGAGGGGAGUGAUGCUGAGGAAGGGGAUUCAGAGUCUGAAAUCGAAGAUGAGACUUUCAAUCCUUCAGAAGACGACUAUGAAGAGGAGGAGGAGGAUAGUGAUGAAGAUUAUUCAUCAGAAGCUGAAGAAUCAGACUAUUCCAAGGAAUCAUUGGGCAGUGAAGAAGAGAGUGGAAAGGAUUGGGAUGAACUGGAGGAAGAAGCCCGAAAAGCGGACCGUGAAAGUCGUUACGAGGAAGAAGAAGAACAGAGUCGAAGUAUGAGCCGGAAGAGGAAGGCAUCUGUGCACAGCUCAGGCCGUGGCUCUAACCGUGGUUCCAGACACAGCUCUGCACCCCCCAAGAAAAAGAGGAAGUAA
Puma concolor (puma) is the source of this 3192-nucleotide messenger RNA. It is a transcript of the gene SUPT16H, whose product is annotated as SPT16 homolog, facilitates chromatin remodeling subunit. Gene Ontology annotation, molecular function: nucleosome binding. NCBI's taxonomy places the organism in Eukaryota, Metazoa, Chordata, Mammalia, Carnivora, Felidae. Gene Ontology annotation, biological process: transcription elongation by RNA polymerase II. The record is from RefSeq and is a predicted model, not a curated record. Gene Ontology annotation, cellular component: FACT complex.